This is a messenger RNA of Linum tenue, 411 nucleotides long. NCBI's taxonomy places the organism in Eukaryota, Viridiplantae, Streptophyta, Magnoliopsida, Malpighiales, Linaceae. The record is from the annotation of a GenBank genome assembly.
AUGUUGUUUCUCUUGUGGACGACACUACUAGCCAUUUGCCACGGGAGUGCAAUUGACCCAAGGAGGAAACCAUCGGCGGUGACGGUGAUCAAUGAGGUGGAAGGAGGGCCGAAACUGAUGGUUCAUUGCAAGUCGAAGGACGACGACAUCGGCGUCCACAUCCUCCCGCCGCACCAGAACAUCCGGUGGGGUUUCCGGCCGGACUUCUUUGGAAGGACGCUCUUCUUUUGCGCCAUGGAUUGGGGUGAAGGGCUUCAUUGGUUUGACAUCUACGUCGAGAGCAGGGACUACGACAGGUGCAAAGAUUGCCGCUGGCUGAUCAAGAAAGGAGGGCCGUGUUUGACGAAUCCGGAACGCGAUUCUUGCCAUUACUGGAACAAAAAAAAGUAUGUGGUAGAGAGAAGAGAAUAA